AGAGGAAGAAGAGGAAGAAGAGGAGCUCGAAGAAUAUCGCAGUCUGACCAGACGCCGCCGUAUGCUGCUUGGUCCCGAGCCCCAGUUCGUUUGGGUCAGACCUGUCCAGUAUGGGGUGGACACCGAGCCCUGGGUUCCCCCCCAUCUCCGGUGGAACGGGCAACCGAGAACGGUGAACCAGGAGAGUCAUAGCGGACACUCGUUCGCAUACAAUCCUCGAGAGACGGCCGAGGAGCAAUCCAGAUCCUGGGAGCACUCAUCGCCGCCUCACAUCCCGCAGACUAUUUCGAGCGAUAAUCGCCCCCAGCAGCAAGCCGGGGAUUCAGACGACAACGGCGACGUCGACAUGUCUCCCAGGCCUCCGGUGGAGCAAGAUGUUUUCGGCCCGACCCUUGUUAAUCCUGUCUCGCGGCGGGGCUCAUUCGCCAGUGGACUAUCCGGUCCAUUUGGCAGACCGCCGAGGCCCGCGCAGGACGUCGGGGAGGGAUCUUCCCUGGGGACGCCGUACGGCUUCCACAACUCGCUCCCCGCGGAAGGUCCGUCGGCCUACAUCAGGCACUCGAGAGAUAGUACGCCCGUUGCCGAAGACUCUGAACAGAGCUCUUCCCCGGAGCCGCUCCCUGCACGAGGACCGGCCUCUCCCCUCGUAUUCCCUCCUUACCAGGGACGUCAUCCAUCGCUUCCCGCAGCACUGUCGGCGAGGCCCCCUCAGCCGCCUGCGUCUAAUACGGGACAGCAGUCUGCGCAGCUUCCUGCGACAAGGCAAGCGACGGGAUCCAUUAGGCCUCCCGUAGCACGUAUGCCCAAUCUCGCGCAACAACUCUCGCUCCCUGGGCCUUCGUCGGGACCGUCGGCUGGACUCAGGCGUCCCUGGGCCCGGGAGCCAAGCUCGCGGUCACUUGGCGACGUGCUGCAAGCGCAGUUCUAUAGUGCUCGUCCCAGCGACGUAGCAACCACCGACGAGGAAGACGGCGGCACGGACGAGGAAGCGCGGCCAGCUGUCCAUCCGUCGCUGCGCCCAGGCACUCCACGACCGCCUCGCGAUUCGAUGGAUCCGGUAGUGUCUCGCAGGGAUCUGACGCAGAGAACCAUCCCGGAAAUCAUAAAUUUCGGGACACGGGAAGAAGGGGCAGAGCUCCUGAGACAGGGAUUCAGAGGGUAUGAUCAUAGUCAAUUCUUCAUCCCGCCGCCCACGUAAACGUCCAUGCCAUUUGUUGUACAUCGUUUCAUUUUUAUCUUGUAUACCCAGUCAUAUAUACCCGUACAGUUUCGACCAACUCCCCUGUCUGUAGAAGUACUCUAGCACGCGCUACCGCUGGCGUGUAUCGGCUGGUUGUAAUUGCAUAUACCCAAUGACAGUUCCGUUAUCGUUCAA
Messenger RNA from Rhodofomes roseus, 1375 nucleotides. RefSeq lists its product as uncharacterized. The record is from RefSeq and is a predicted model, not a curated record. NCBI's taxonomy places the organism in Eukaryota, Fungi, Basidiomycota, Agaricomycetes, Polyporales, Fomitopsidaceae. Bases 62 to 1198 code for a protein of 378 amino acids. The transcript has a single exon.